Salmo salar (Atlantic salmon) is the source of this 1778-nucleotide messenger RNA. Its product is annotated as C-C chemokine receptor type 5-like. NCBI's taxonomy places the organism in Eukaryota, Metazoa, Chordata, Actinopteri, Salmoniformes, Salmonidae. Gene Ontology annotation, cellular component: membrane; external side of plasma membrane. The record is from RefSeq and is a predicted model, not a curated record. Gene Ontology annotation, biological process: calcium-mediated signaling; cell chemotaxis; immune response. Gene Ontology annotation, molecular function: C-C chemokine receptor activity; C-C chemokine binding.
CAAACCUCAGAGUCUAUAAUUACCAGUAUGAAACAAACCCAACUUCAUUAUAAUACUUUCACAGUACCUCCUUCUAAGGGAAGUGGAGGAAUGCAGCAGCAGUACUAUAGGCUAUUGUACAACACUAUAAUACAUUCAUCUUCAAGAGACUCAGAGAAGAAACACCAAAGAGCUAAUGGAUCAUUAAUCAUACCUGACAAGGAUAUGGAGCCAACAACAGAUUAUAACUAUUCCGCCUACUACGAUGGUAUAGAAGGGUUAGAUACAUCAGAGGGCCAGCCAUGCAACAAUGCCAAUGUGAAGGAGUUUGGACGGGUGUUUCUGCCUACAUUGUACAGCCUGGUCUUCAUCGUGGGCUUCAUCGGUAAUGGCCUGGUGGUCUAUGUCCUGGUGAAGUGUAGGAGGACCAGAAGCAUGACAGACCUCUGUCUCCUCAAUCUGGCUCUGUCGGACCUUUUCUUCGUCAUCUCCCUGCCUUUCUGGUCCCACUAUGCCACCGCAGCCGAGUGGCUCCUGGGGGACUUUAUGUGCCGACUGGUAACCGGACUGUACAUGCUAGGGUUUUAUGGCAGCAUCUUCUUCAUGAUGAUCUUGACAGUGGAUCGCUAUGUGGUCAUAGUCCACGCUCACAAAAUGGCCAGGCUCAGAUCAGUCAGACUAGGGGUCACUCUGUCUCUGUUCAUGUGGGCUCUCAGUCUCUGUGCCUCUCUGCCUACAAUCAUCUUCACAAAAGUAAAUAAUGAGUCUGGGCUUACAACAUGUAAACCAGAGUAUCCAGAGGGUAGCAUGUGGCGCCAAGUUUCUUAUUUAGAGAUGAAUGUCUUGGGUCUACUUCUCCCUCUCUCCGUCAUGGUGAUCUGCUAUUCCAGAAUCGUUCCGAUGUUAGUCAAUAUCAAAACCACCAAAAAGCACAAAGCCAUCAAACUGAUAAUCAUCAUAGUAGUGGUCUUUUUCUGCUUUUGGACCCCAUAUAAUGUGGUCAUUGUCCUGCGUUAUCUGGAGGCACAGAGCUAUUUUGGGGACUGUACAACUCACAAGAACAUAGACCUGGCAAUGCAGUGGACAGAGGUGAUAGCGUUCACACACUGUUGUUUGAAUCCGAUCAUCUAUGCCUUUGUAGGGCAGAAAUUCACGAGUCUUGUCCUGAAGUUACUAAGAAAAUGGAUGCCAUUUUGCUUCGCCAGGCCUAAUGUUAGUGAGUUGCCUGAACAAAAAAGCUCAGUCUAUUCCAGGUCUUCUGAAAUAACAUCUACAAGAUUGCUGUAGAUUGACUUAUAUACAAGCACAAUUCAAAUAUAAAAACUUUGAGAAGGGAAAAGACAGUAAAAGAUGUAAGGAAAAACUAAAAACAAAUGUAAGGAGGAUUUCUUUGAAAGUGUGGGCACCCUAGCUGUGAAUCUAUGCUUACAGUAGAGACAGUAGUUAUCAGUUGCUCUUUUGUAUCUUUCCAUGCUACAAUGCCUUUGUUGAUAUAUUCCUUUAGAGUGUUAGUUGAGUCCUCAUAUGGUAUUGUGUGAAGUGUGAAAAAAGUUUUCAAAUAUUGACAGUAUGUACAGUGCAUUCAGAAAGUAUUCAGACCCCUUUCCUUUUUCCAACAUUUGUUACAUUACAGCCAUAUUCUAAAAUGGAUUAAAUUAAAUGUUUUCCUCAUCACUCUAUAAAAAAUAAAAACAGAAAUACAGUAUUUACAUAAAUAGUCAGACCUUUUGCUCGAAAUUGAGCUCAGGUGCAUCCUGUUUCCAUUGAUCAUCCUUGAGAUGUUUCUACAUCUUGAUUGU